UGGUACUGUUCAUAUUCUCCAUACAUAUUCUUACCACACAUAUGCAUACCUUUUUAUACACAUACAUGCAUACGUUUAUAUAUACGUGUCUCUCUGCUCUUGAAUUGGACAAGGAAUACGUGGCUGUCUAUUCAACUUGGUGAGCUAUAAGGCAUUUUAUUGGAGUAUCAUUUAUCAAUCAGGAAAAGCUGAGCUUGGAAAGCUUGUGAUAUGGUACCUGCUCAACCAUUAAUGGAGGAUAUUGACCCAGACCGUAAGCCACAUCUUGGCUCUGAAAUUGUGCCUGAUAAAGACAGUAAUAGGAGUUUUGUGCCAAAAUCAGAUACAAAGGGUUUAAGUUGCAUUAGUAAACGUGAGGAUGCUACAAUUAAGAUGGAAGUUCUGAUGAAUGAGGAAAAUAAGUCCCUAAGUUUCCUGGAGGAUGUGGACGUUGAUAUAAUAGAACGUAGAAACAAUUCUGGCAUCAGAUUGGCUGAAGCUGAGGAUCCUGAUGCAACUGAAAAUUCCAGCUCAUUUGGCAACACUGUUUCUGAUACAGAGAAUUGUUCUGGAUUUAGUGAAGGAGAAGUAGAAUCACACUUCUUUGGGGAUAAUAAUGUAUUUGAUGCAUUUAGUAAUGUGUUUCAGAUGAGGAAGAAGAAAUUAACAAAUCAUUGGAGGAACUUUAUACGUCCUGUAAUGUGGCGCUGCAAAUGGAUGGAAUUGAGAAUUAAGGAACUUGAGUCGCAAGCAUUAAGAUAUUCUAGAGAGCUUGCAGAAUCUGACCAGGGAAAGCAUUCAGGAAUUGAUCAGUUUACUGUACAAGAAUUUGGUUCCAAAUCAUUGCCAUUUGCCAGUCAAUAUAAAAGAAAAAGGGCUAUGAAGAGGAUGAAGCGGAAGAGAGUUGAAGAGACAACUGAUAUAACAUCAUACAUGUCACAUCAUAACUUUUUCUCCUACCUUGAAAAUAAGAGGACUGAUCCAGAAACUGCUUCUGUCGCCGAUGAUUUUGGUAACACAGUAACAACGGACCAAAAUGCUGAGUGUAAUGAAAAAGUUGGCAGCGGUGAUGACUGGACAACUCUCGAGUUCAGAGAUGGUGAUAAUUCCCUGGAGCAGGUCCUUUGGAAGAUCGAGACAGUACAUACUUGGGUUCACAAACUCAAGAGUCAAAUUGACAUGGUGAUGUCAAAAAAUGCUGCUAAGUUCUCUUCCUCAGAAAACUUGAGCCUUCUUGCACCUUUUGAUGUGCAGACCAGCUCUGCCCAUAGUCCAGCAUUCUCUGCUGGAAAUGGGGACGCAAUAUCUGCGGGGGCUAUAUAUGCUCCAACUGGAGGCAUACCAGAAUAUGAUCUUGGUGAUCUGGUUAUGCCUGAAAGCGUAGUUUCCAGUUUUGGGGAGGCUAUCUCUGUUCCUGAUAUUAUUGAAAGCACUGUAGGACUGUUGUCUGCUGCUGAUGUCACCCUUCACCAGCCACAAUUUGGUGAUUCAAGUGAAGAUAUUGUGGACAAUAUCCUGUUGCAUGAUGAGGCAGCUGAAACAGAGAAACCCGCUUUCCAAAGCACAAGUAAGCAACCUCCUGAAGAGAAGCAUAAGGAACCAGAGACUUGUGAUCUAGAGGGUACCAAUCCUUGUCCAAUUCCAUCAUCAGAACCUGAUACUACGGUGAAAACUGUUGUUUCCCAAGAGCAAUCAGCUCUGCAAUCAUGUCUAGCAUCUGAUGUACAUUUCCCUAGGAACAAGAGAAAACGAGGGGAACGCAAAGCUGGUUCAGUUGUAUGGAGCAAGAGAUGCUCUGGUGAACCAGAUAGCCAAUGAGUUCAAAAAGUUCCUCAACGUGUAGUCUUGUACUGUCUUGGGAAAUCCAAGGAAACAUAAUUUUUAUUCUUUUUCUUCACCAAGUUAGACCAAAAUGGCUGUUUGCCGUAGCAUGCUUGUGUAUAUAUGUAGCAGUAUUGACAUUGAAAUGGGGUCCAAAUUUGGCAAACUAUAAGUUUAUGCGGUGGUUUCCACUUGUGCCACAUACUGACCGUGACCGUAGCAAAUCUUAGAUGUAAAGUUAUGCAGUGUCUAAUCUAGUGUCAGUAUCAAAGCCUCAUGGUCAUGAAUUUGUAGUGUAGCAUCUGACAAACAACUGAUACGUAGAGUUGACUUUCCAGAGUCGUUGAUUGGUUACAGUUGUAUAAUGGUGGCUGUCUGAAAAAUCAGUCAUAUUGCUGUGUUAGUGAAAGAGUGUUUGUUAUUUGACCAGCUCCAA
Molecule: messenger RNA, 2236 nt
Organism: Ziziphus jujuba (common jujube)
Lineage: Eukaryota; Viridiplantae; Streptophyta; Magnoliopsida; Rosales; Rhamnaceae
Exons: 6
Coding region: 211-1797 (528 amino acids)
Source: RefSeq, a predicted model, not a curated record